UAAGAAACAAUAUGUAAUUCAAAAUGUGGAGUUGUUUUGGUUUUUACAGAUGAAACGAAAUCUUCCUUGUCUUACGAAGUAGCAGAAAUGUCGUCGUUUCAGGGCUCUUCUAGCAAUGCAAAUUCUAUGUCGAUUCCACAAGAGGAAUUCAUAGUUAGAAUUCCAAGAGAUACCAGGCGGAAGUUUACAAUGAUGAAAAUGGGCACAGGAUCAGCUCUUGAUUUUGCAAAGCUUGGAGAUCAACCUGUGAAAAUAGAGAGGGAGAAUAAUUUGAAAGAAUAUAAAACCGCUAAUGACCUUGACCUGGUACCAAAGUUUGGCGCUGGCAGUGAGUAUGGAAAAGAUCUAAAGGAAGAAUCCAGGCGGAAGAAAUAUGGCAUCAUGCUGAAAAAAUAUAACCCGGAGGAUCAGCCAUGGCAUCUUAAAGUUGGUAGUGGAAAAUCAGCAAAGAGAUACAAAGGUGUCAGGGAAGGUACAAUCACAGAAAACACAUCUUAUUAUAUCUUCACUAAAGCUUCUGAUGGAGCAUUUGAGGCUUUUCCAGUUGAAGAGUGGUACAAUUUUACACCUGUAGUCAAGUAUAAAUAUCUCAAUUCAGAAGAGGCAGAAGAAGAAUACAGCAGAAGAGAUAAAACAUUUAACUACUUCAGCAUCAUGGUGAAAAAAAGAUUAAAGAAAGAAGAUGAAACCUUAGAUGAAGAUGAAAAAGACACAAAAGGGAAAAAGAAAGGAAAGAAGGCUAAAGAUCUGAUCUUAACUGACAAGGAUGAUUGGGAUGAUAUGGAAAUGUCAGAUGAUGAUGAUGACAGCGAUGCAGACAAAGAUGAAGAUGAUGAUACAAAUAAAAAUAAGAAAAAGAAACAGAAAGGUGGCCCUAAGAAAGUUGUCAAAAACUCCAAGAAAAAUUCUGAUGAUGAAGCAGUUGAGGAAAGUGAUGAAGGAGACUUUGAUGAUAAGGAAGUGGACUACAUGUCUGAUUCUGGUAGUUCCAGCAGCUUGUCUGAUUUAGGGGAGGAGGAUAAAGACAAAAAAUAUGAUGAAAAGGGAGUGGAUCAAGAAGCUGGCCUUCGCAACAUCUUAGAUUCAGAUGCUGAAGAUGAAGAGGAAGAAGGAGAGAAAGAGGAAGCAGAUGAAGAUAUGGAUGAUAAAGAUGAAAAGAAAGAAGACAAAAAGAAAGAAGAUGAUAGUAGUAGCUCCAGUUCUGAAGAUGAUUCUGAUAUAGAGAAGGAUGCCAAACUUGCUUCUGCAAUAUUUUUACAGGGAGGCAAGAAAGAGAAAAAAGACAAAAAAGAUAAGUUAGAGUCAUCUCUAACUAUAGCAUCAGAAACCAAGACAGAGCAGCGUAUACCAACACCAGACAAGCUAAAGGAUAAGUCAAUAAAAAGGAGAGCCGAGACACCUGACGGAAAGACGCCGUCUCUGAAAAAACACAAGACUGAUGAUAAUGAGGGAAUAACAGAAGAUGCAAUCAGACGAUAUCUCAUGAGGAAACCCAUGACAACCAAAGAUCUUCUGCAGAAGUUUAAGUCAAAGAAGCUGAAUAUGACAAAUGAAAAGAUAACCCAUGUUAUCGCCCAGCUUUUGAAGAAGAUUAACCCAGAGAAGAAGACUAUAAACAAAAAAUUGUAUUUGUCACUGAAAAAACCAGAAUAAUAUUUUGUAAAAUAAUAAAAAAAGUUUACUUAUAUUGUUGACAUUUGAAUAAAUGUUUUGUAACAUAUGUAACAUGAUAGAAAUGUGUGUGUAUGUGUGUAUAUGUUACUUAUAAAUAAAUAACAGUAUUUCUUUCAAAAUAUAUUCUGGGUUAAACA
Biomphalaria glabrata is the source of this 1811-nucleotide messenger RNA. RefSeq names its product general transcription factor IIF subunit 1-like. Bases 88 to 1653 code for a protein of 521 amino acids. Gene Ontology annotation, biological process: transcription initiation at RNA polymerase II promoter; positive regulation of transcription elongation by RNA polymerase II. Gene Ontology annotation, cellular component: transcription factor TFIIF complex; nucleus. Gene Ontology annotation, molecular function: TFIIF-class transcription factor complex binding; RNA polymerase II general transcription initiation factor activity; DNA binding. The record is from RefSeq and is a predicted model, not a curated record. The transcript is spliced from 13 exons. NCBI's taxonomy places the organism in Eukaryota, Metazoa, Mollusca, Gastropoda, Planorbidae.